AAAAAAUGACAUCAAUCCUCUUCACAACAGUCCUCUGCACAGCGAUUCAGCCGAUUUUGAGCCAAAUAUUAGGAAACGGAUUGAAUGGCGCUCUUCCAAUUGCAAACGGAGGUAACGGAGGUAGUCAGACGUGUUGUUGUUGCACCAUACAGCAGCAACCACAGCCAAUGGUGACAGCUGCUGCGCCAAUCGUACAACAACCAAUCGUAGCUCGACCAGUAGUGCUUAACACUUGUUGUCCAUGCCCACAAACUCAGCCUCAACCUCAACCCUUGCCAGCACCUGCACCUUCGGUGCCUGAAAUCAAAAACAUCUUCGUUCAUAUGCCCGUACAAACGACAACGAGACGUCCAACGAACAUUUACAUCCACUUGCCGAACAGAGGAGUUGGAGGGGUGGGACGAGGAGGACCAGGAAUGCCCAUGCCAUUGCCCAUUCCUUUCCCCAUUGGCGGCGGCGGCAUUGGCGGCCAGUACCAGUUCUUACAACCCGGAACGUAUUAUAGUGGUGCCAGCGCUACAACGGCUACUCCAAUUGGAGUCCCAGAUAUCGUCCGAGGACCUUGCGGAGAAACGAUCAUCCCAUUGUACAAUCCUCCUUCUUCGAAGUAGAGUGACUGAACACUAUAACAGCAGUGUUUAUCUCAACGGCUGGAACAAGCUCUUAGGAUUCUCAAUGAUUUUUAGAUAGAGAUUAUAUGCUGAAUAUUUAUUCUAUAG
Molecule: messenger RNA, 719 nt
Organism: Cylicocyclus nassatus
Lineage: Eukaryota; Metazoa; Nematoda; Chromadorea; Rhabditida; Strongylidae
Source: the annotation of a GenBank genome assembly